GAGGGAGUGGGGAGAGAAGCGGGGCUAGGAGGCGGCAGAAGCUGCCAGACCGCCAGCGCCAGCAAGACCCCCUUCCGGACUGCGGGGCUCGUGCUCUGGGACGGGCGGGCGGCGCUGCCGCAGCCUGCGUGGGUGGACGGGCGAGCAGGCGACGGGCAGCGGCAGGAUGGACCUAGAAGCCUCGCUGCUGCCCACCGGCCCUAAUGCCAGCAACACCUCCGACGGCCCCGAUAACCUCACCUUGGCCGGGUCACCUCCUCGCAGAGGGAGUGUCUCCUACAUCAACAUCAUCAUGCCUUCAGUGUUUGGCACCAUCUGCCUCCUGGGCAUCAUCGGGAACUCCACAGUCAUCUUCGCGGUGGUGAAGAAGUCCAAACUGCACUGGUGCAGCAACGUGCCCGACAUCUUCAUCAUCAACCUCUCGGUGGUGGACCUCCUCUUUCUCCUGGGCAUGCCCUUCAUGAUCCACCAGCUCAUGGGCAAUGGAGUCUGGCACUUUGGAGAGACCAUGUGCACACUCAUCACAGCCAUGGACGCCAACAGUCAGUUCACCAGCACCUACAUCCUGACCGCCAUGGCCAUUGAUCGCUACCUGGCCACCGUCCACCCUAUCUCCUCCACCAAGUUCCGGAAGCCUUCUGUGGCCACCCUGGUGAUCUGCCUCCUGUGGGCCCUCUCCUUCAUCAGCAUCACCCCCGUGUGGCUCUACGCUAGGCUUAUCCCCUUCCCAGGGGGCACGGUGGGCUGUGGCAUCCGCCUGCCCAACCCAGACACUGACCUGUACUGGUUCACCCUGUACCAGUUCUUCCUGGCCUUCGCCCUGCCCUUUGUGGUCAUCACAGCUGCGUAUGUGAGGAUCCUGCAGCGCAUGAUGUCUUCCGUAGCUCCCGCCUCUCAGCGCAGCAUCCGGCUGCGGACAAAGAGGGUGACUCGUACAGCCAUCGCCAUCUGCCUGGUCUUCUUUGUGUGCUGGGCCCCCUACUAUGUGCUGCAGCUGACCCAGUUGUACAUCAGCCGCCCGACACUCACCUUUGUGUACCUGUACAACGCAGCCAUCAGCUUGGGCUAUGCCAACAGCUGCCUCAAUCCCUUUGUGUACAUAGUGCUCUGUGAGACAUUCCGCAAACGCUUGGUCCUGUCGGUGAAGCCUGCUGCCCAGGGGCGGCUUCGAGCCGUCAGCAAUGUCCACACAGCUGAUGAGGAGAGGACAGAAAGCAAGGGCACCUGA
This is a messenger RNA of Puma concolor (puma), 1228 nucleotides long. It is a transcript of the gene MCHR1, whose product is annotated as melanin concentrating hormone receptor 1. Gene Ontology annotation, cellular component: plasma membrane; neuron projection. Gene Ontology annotation, molecular function: neuropeptide binding; melanin-concentrating hormone receptor activity. The record is from RefSeq and is a predicted model, not a curated record. Gene Ontology annotation, biological process: neuropeptide signaling pathway. Lineage: Eukaryota; Metazoa; Chordata; Mammalia; Carnivora; Felidae.